AUGUCGGACUCUCAAGACAAGGGCAAGACCCCUCAGCGCCCCGACCAGGUCAACAAGGACCAAGAUACCCCCAAGGGUGAGUACGUUCCUGUGUUGAUCGUCUGGCGACGCCGACCGAAGCUAAAUGCAGAGGACUCCAUAGUCAACCCUAAGAACCAGAAAACCGUCCCUCCGCAAAUGGUACAACAGAUCCUGGACAGCAAUCCCGCGCUGAAGGCUGAGAUCGCAUCGAUGGAACCCUCGAAGGCAGCCGAGGCGCUGGCCAACACCGAUAUCAGUCAAUUGUUGACUGGGUUGUCACUUGGCGGAAAGAACCAAAAGGACAUGGCUUCUUAUAAGUUCUGGCAGACGCAGCCAGUGCCUCGAUUCGAAGACAACAAGGACAAGGAAAUCAAGCAGGGUCCGAUCAAGUGGAUCAAGCCGGAGGAGGUGCCUAAGAACCCCGAUGCGCUCAUCGAAGGGUUCGAAUGGUGUACCUUGGAUUUGACCAAUGACGACGAGCUCCAGGAGCUUUUCGACCUUCUCAACAACCACUAUGUGGAGGACGACAACGCUAUGUUUCGAUUCAGUUAUUCAAUGUCGUUCCUGAACUGGGCUUUGAAGUCUCCAGGAUGGAAGAAAGAAUGGCACGUUGGCGUUCGCGCCACCAAAUCACGCAAGCUUGUCGCCUCAAUCUCCGGUGUCCCGACGGAGAUCCGCGUGCGCGGGGAGCCACUGAAGGUCACGGAAAUCAACUUCCUUUGUAUCCACAAGAAACUCCGCUCCAAGCGUCUGGCCCCCGUUCUGAUCAAGGAAAUCACCCGCCGUUGCUACCUCAAUGGUAUCUACCAAGCCAUUUACACUGGUGGUGUCAUUCUCCCCACCCCCGUUAGCUCUUGCCGCUACUACCACCGCGCUUUGGACUGGUUGAAGCUUUAUUCCGUCGGCUUCUCACCUAUGCCCCACGGAUCGACCAAGGCGAGACAGGUGGCUAAGAAUCAACUUCCUGACAACACCUCCACUCCCGGUCUGCGCCCCAUGGAAGAGAAGGACAUUGAUGCCGUUCAUGAUCUCUUGGAGCGCUACUUGCGUCGCUUCGACAUGUACCAAGCAUUCAGUCGCGAGGAGAUCGACCACUGGCUGGUCUACAAGGAGAGGGCUGGAAAAGAGCAAGUUGUGUGGUCCUAUGUCGCCGAAGACCCUAAGACCAAGAAAAUUACGGACUUUGUUUCAUUCUACAACUUGGAGUCGACUGUUCUCGACAACCCGUUGCACAACUCUGUGCGUGCCGCAUACCUUUACUACUACGCAACUGAAACAGCCUUCACUGGCGACCAACCCGCGCUCAAGGACCGUCUGCUUGUUCUGAUCAAUGAUGCCCUCAUUUGUGCCAAAAAGGCUAAUUUCGAUGUUUUUAACGCCCUCACUCUCCAGGACAACCCUCUGUUCCUCGAGAAGCUCAAGUUCGGCGCCGGUGACGGACAGCUCCACUACUACCUGUACAAUUACCGCUGCGCCCCGGUCGCUGGUGGGAUCAACGAGAACAACCUUCCCGACCUGAACAAGAUGGGAGGCGUUGGUGUUGUCAUGCUGUAG
This is a messenger RNA of Penicillium argentinense, 1575 nucleotides long. RefSeq names its product glycylpeptide N-tetradecanoyltransferase swoF. Gene Ontology annotation, molecular function: glycylpeptide N-tetradecanoyltransferase activity. The record is from RefSeq and is a predicted model, not a curated record. Gene Ontology annotation, biological process: N-terminal peptidyl-glycine N-myristoylation. Gene Ontology annotation, cellular component: cytoplasm. Bases 1 to 1575 code for a protein of 524 amino acids. The transcript is spliced from 3 exons. NCBI's taxonomy places the organism in Eukaryota, Fungi, Ascomycota, Eurotiomycetes, Eurotiales, Aspergillaceae.